Penicillium macrosclerotiorum is the source of this 1092-nucleotide messenger RNA. RefSeq lists its product as uncharacterized. Bases 1 to 1092 code for a protein of 363 amino acids. The transcript has a single exon. The record is from RefSeq and is a predicted model, not a curated record. NCBI's taxonomy places the organism in Eukaryota, Fungi, Ascomycota, Eurotiomycetes, Eurotiales, Aspergillaceae. Gene Ontology annotation, molecular function: ubiquitin protein ligase activity.
AUGCCAUCUCGAGCAUAUACCUCGGAGGGUCCUUCCCUGCCCCCUCUAGCUGAGAUCAUCAAAUUAUGGCCGGAUGAAGAGCCCUGGUGUGCAGGAUAUGCUCCAUCCAAGGGCCGCCGCUGCCAUGCCUCGACAAAUCGUGCCGGUCGAAGAGCUGCCAUGGAUCUUCUAAAAGAAGGAACAGCCGAUCUUCGUGCUGGUCGAUGUAUCGAUCGCCUGCUUGAAGCCCUGGCCCCUCAUGUGCUAUGCACAAGGUUUCACCAGUCUCAAGCGGAUGAUCUAGCCAGUCGCUGGCAGAAUCGUGUGCGAUCCUAUCUUCGAUCCCAUCAACAAACCACGCCCCCCAGACCAGCGGUCCGAUCCCCUAGAACUGCUCCUCGAGGGCAGAGCCAGGAGGUUUUGAACGAAAGAUGCACACAUCUCUAUCAAAGGCUGCGUGAGACCCUGGAAGAACUGGAGGAUCUUCGAACAUCCAUUAAUGGGGACUUGCCGGAGCCAACUCGACAUAUUCGUGGCAGCUCGAGUCACACAAGUUCUGAAACAACCCACCAGGUUUCCAACAGCUCCCGCCGUGGAAAUGCAGAAAGAGCUCAAUCGACCCCUACGAUGCAGCGCGAAGAGAUUCUCGUACCAAGACCUCGGUUGACAAGAUCUCAAAGGCAACCUCCUCCCCUGCUAAAUAGACCCGCGCAUGAUACUCAAGCAAAUGGAUCUUCGCCUCGAGUUACAAACAUUCUUCAGCGCACGUCUCCCACAGCACGUCCUGCUUCGAAUAAUGCUUCACCUACUUCUGCGCACCGUCGGACCGUGGAAGGAGAUUGUGCGAUUUGUUUGUGCAGUUUGCGAACUAUGGAGGAGGAGGAGGAGGAGGAGGAGGAGGAGGAAAGCGACAUCGAGGAUGAUAGUGAUAGCUACUCUGUGGCUUCAUCUGAAGACGAGGAUGAGGAAUUCGAUGACCCUGAAAUGCCACUAGUAUGGUGCAAGGCUAGAUGCGGCGUAAACUUCCACGAGGGAUGCAUACUUCAGUGGCUGGAGAGUUCUCGCAACCAAACAUGCCCUAAUUGCCGGAGCGCUUGGAGGCAUGAUUUAUGA